Messenger RNA from Rhipicephalus sanguineus (brown dog tick), 3255 nucleotides. RefSeq lists its product as uncharacterized. The record is from RefSeq and is a predicted model, not a curated record. The transcript is spliced from 9 exons. Lineage: Eukaryota; Metazoa; Arthropoda; Arachnida; Ixodida; Ixodidae. The coding region runs from base 59 to 3232 and encodes 1057 amino acids.
AAGACUUGAAAAAGAUCAUGGACUUCCACAAACGCCUGGCCAUAUAAGGUCCGGUAGAAUGAAGUCUGUCAAGCAGUUCCUGCAUUCCUUCGGAGCGAAUGGUAAGGGUCCAGAUAGGCUCAAGAUUUCCACUGAAGAUGGCCCGAUUACUACUCUCGACGUGCGACCAGACAUCCUGGUCUCAACUAAGAAGGAUUUUCCAAUCAAGAAUAGCUGCCGAUCGGAGGCUCCCGACAUCAAGAUGGCCACAAAUGCCAGCGGUAAGCCAUUUCCUGUGAUCUGCAACGUACGAUCAACGGAUCUCAAGACUUCCAAGCCAGCUACAAGGAACGAACCUUCUCCGCCUCGUUCUAGCGGCGUUCGAACUUUCAGAAAAUGCACUUCGAGCAUCAGUGCCGGUGUCGCCGCAAGUGAAAGUCAGGAAAGAACGUCCGUUCAAGUCACGAGACGCCAGCCACUCGCUCUGCGAGUGUCUUCCGUCCCUUCUAGACAGGAUGAGACGUGUUUGGGUCGUUCCCUGGUUCCACCCCCUGUGGUAACUGCUGCACUUACGAAGAGGCGUGUUAAUGAAUCCACGGUUGAACCGGAAAAGAGCGCAACCCAGGACGGCUGCACGAAGAGCCAAAGUACCUACUCCGGUGUUAGGACGUUGAAGAGGGCCACUACCGAGCGCACAGCGCUGAACGAAUGUGCGACGCGGGGAAACCACAACGUAAGUGGCCUGCCGCAGCAGGAUGGCCUUGCCCUAACGAGGAUCCCGAGGUUUACAGCUGCUCCUCCACCAGCAGUACCGCCACGCGUGCAAAGGCCAGUGGCUCAAAAGCCAGCUACUGUUCGACGCAGUACGAGCGACAUUUCGCAGAAUGGAGGCGCGUCAAACGGUGUUGUUCACGCCAGUGAGAGACACGACGGACGCCCUGCGACCGGCGUCGCAGGACUGGCCAAGGUUUCCCUGAAGCCAGCUGCCAGUUUCACCGCUCCCAAGACAAACGAUUGCGCUGUAACUGAGGCGCAGCAAACGCCACCUUGCGUCGAAGAGGGAGGCAGUGAGUCAAGCAGCUCGCAAGCGGAAAGAACGAGUGCGAUUGAAUCGGAAGAAGUAUCACCUGCGCCGCCGAAGACCACGGGAGGCAAAGGCAAGUCGAAGAGCCGCUGCCAAAGGCGCAUCUGGAGCUUCAGUCUUCCGCGCUUUAUGCGCUCUCAUUCCUCGCCCAAGCUGAACACUGACUCCAUUCCUAGCGAAGAAUCGCGAAGCUCCACUCUGCCCAGACUGAAGUCAGCUGACGAUACUGACCUCUCUGUAGCAGCAAAGGGCAGCGACGCGCACCUUUUCAAGAUCACGUCCCUCACUUCGCUUCACGACCUGCCGGGAGACGCUGCUCCCAAGACAUGCUUCAGCCAGGGCGACCUCAACCAGGUGACGACCUCGACAAAAACUACUCAGUGCCAACGUAUCGUCAUUCGGCAACAGGACGAAGAUUUUCACUUGGUCAACGGGACUUCGCAGGACACAAAGAAGUCGUGCUCGCUAGCCGAAAGCCACUCCAGUUCUGACAACGGAACGGAUAACAGCGGCACCGAAAGGCCUUACGUAAUGCCUCCGAGAGCUCUCAGGAAGUACAUCAAAACCAACUUCCGCAGGCUGAACAUGCACGAUGCGGAGGAAGCUGACACGGCAAGAAAGGAAGACGAUGCGGUACUCAAGGUUAUUGUCAAGGAGGAUCCAAUUCCGCAACAGGCGUUAUCGGCGACGUCCGAAAAUGACGUCGAAUCCCUCCCCAGCAGGUCCUCGCUGUCCUCUUGUUCAGACAGUGCGAGAGCUCAUCCAAACGACAAUACAGAGAAAGAGCGUGACACCCAAGUACCAGAAGUUUCUAUCAGUGCUCUACCAGAAGUCACAGAACAGAUCGUCACCGAUCACUCUCAUACAGCUAGUUACACCAAAGAAAGCAGCGAUGAUUGCUCAUCGGAGGCACAUCCUUCAUCGCUCAGCGCUCAUCGGCUCUCACCGCCAAUGACCUGUUUCGACGUGGAUGCAGAAGUCUUCUCCGAACACGCGGACAUACACAGGGCCAUACCUGCAACGGUAAGGUUAAUCACUUCUGCCAACGCAGCACCAUCCGCAUUGGAUUCUUCCGGUCAUGGAGCCACGCCUACUCCUCGGGUAUCGGACACGGACACUGCCGGCGCAGGUUGCGAGCCUCUCGUGAGAGUGCUGGAAUCUUCCGCGGGAACGGCGUGCUCGCAAUCACUCGACGUGAGUGACAGCAGCACGCAACGUCCACUCGCUGACCUUGCGGCUUCAGGUAACGGUGAUGGCGUCGGCGUUUCGACGACGGACGGCGCGCUCCUUCUGAAUGGCGCCCCGGCCGUUCUUGAGGAACUGGAGAGGCAGGUGGACGGCGCGAGCUGUAGCGAGAGCCUCUCCUCGUUCGAGUCGGAGGUGGUGCUGCCAGACAAGCAGGAGAGGAAGGCGCAUGGGGGCCACACCAGAAAACUCAGGGUGCUGAACAGGCCCACGUGCGGCUCGGGCGCUGCUGUGGCUCGUAGUAAGUGCGCCGGAGGAGCAUCGACGGGCUCGGGCUGUUGCUGCUGCUCGGGUGCAUCGGCCUGCAGCAGCUCUCGGUCGUCUCGAGCCGCGGCCAACAACAGCAAGAGGCACUCGUGCGGCGAGCGCGUCCGACAGCUGGAGGACGACGUGUGGCAGGCCGAGCGAGAACUGCUGCUCCUCAAGGAAAAGUUACUCAGGGGCCAUGGCAGGCAUAGCUCCAGACCACCGGACAAGUCGAAGAGUGACCGUGACAAGAGUGGCAGCGGUCAUCGCUCGAACGGAACCGUGAAGGUUACUACGGAGUCAACGGAAGUUCAGUGUGACGCUUCUUCAAAUCCAGAAUCUAGUCCCUUUCUUCACGUUCAAGAUGAAUUGCUCUCAAAGGUACCAGGCGCUGAAAGCGAUGCCGCGAGACGGGUGCACGAAGAAAAUUUGCUGCUUCAGCAGGAACUCAAGGAGAAGUGUGACCUGCUCUCUAAGCUUGAGGAGGAACUGGACCAUCGUGACGACGCGACGACCGCGCUUGAGGUGCUGGAACGGACGGCAACGCCCCUGUCGCUUAACCACCGCCCGCAGGUACGUGAACGCAUGCAUGCCUUGCGCAAUGAAUUUUGCUUUUCCCGGGCUAUGCGGUUGCUGGGUUUGAUAUACGUGGACCACAGCACCCACAGUUUAAGAUAGCGGCGCAUCUUGUAAGUACCGCC